Messenger RNA from Penicillium maclennaniae, 1206 nucleotides. RefSeq lists its product as uncharacterized. Gene Ontology annotation, biological process: Golgi to plasma membrane transport; exocytosis. Bases 1 to 1206 code for a protein of 401 amino acids. The record is from RefSeq and is a predicted model, not a curated record. The transcript has 3 exons. Lineage: Eukaryota; Fungi; Ascomycota; Eurotiomycetes; Eurotiales; Aspergillaceae. Gene Ontology annotation, cellular component: exocyst.
AUGGUCACCAAAGUUUCUGCUCGGAACCAUGGAGGUGAAGUGCGCCUGAAAGCCGCCGCUUCCUUCGCCGAGUCUGGCGAUAUUCACGACAUCAUUGAUGAAUUGUGGAAAGGAGCUGGCUCGAAGAAGCAGGCGCUUAUCGAUACUGAAAUCGAUCUUCUUCUCAAGCGCACAGAUCAGACACCUUUGGAGCCUUAUGACAUUAUUUCUGAUCCGAAGACUGUUGUUGCGCUUUCGCUUCUGUAUAACAGCAUGAUCAGACGGGUGGUUGAUAAUGCAUCGGAGUCAGAGUCGACGGUCUUGACUUCAAAGGGUCGGCCAUCGCGUAGAUGGACUUUGUUUGGCGCCGUGAAGCCUAGACGUGAUAGUAUCAACACCCCGGUCUACCUGCCACUCAACCACGAAACGGCUGAAAUCUUUGACCAAAACCUUCAAUCAUUACACGACCUUGGAUCCAAGGCACUCCUGACAUUGCAUGUUGAUAUUCGCUGCGGCAUCAUCCACAUGCUGACCAAGACCAUGGCGGGACCGAACCCGCCAACUGUUCGGAAUUCUGAGCCUACGACUCCAUCUCCAAGCACCAAUGAAAGCUGGUGGCAUAUUGUUUUGAACCAGCCAACGGCUGCCUCUCCGUCGAUUCUCCAGUUGAAUGGAGACCUGAUUGCAUUCGACACUAAUAUCUCCACCUACCUCGGCCCCGCGGAACAUUGGUUCAUCGCUUCGGGACUGGCUCGCUUCAUCGAUCGUGUGUUUGUAGCCUGUACUCGAUACAUUGGUGCUAUGAAUGAGAAUGGUGCUCUGCGCCUGCAGCUGGAUGUGCUGGUUUUGCAACAGAACCUCAAGAACAUCAUCAUCGACACCACUACGAACUCGGUGACGAGCCCCGUCGACCCUGCCACUCAAGAAAUUGUGGCAUUGCCCCGCAGUGCCAAGUUCCUGGAUUGGUUCCUGGAAGGAGCCGAAAAGUCCCUCGAGUACGCUAAGGAGGAGAAAGAGGCGUUCGCGGCGCAGGGUGACAAGGCACUAGCCGCUGGUGACGGAGAGCCAUUUACUUACGACGAGCUCCGUGUACUUGUGGAUCUGUGUUUCUCAGAGAUGCUACGGGGCCCUCGCGGCGCAGAGAGUCGUGAAGACUUCAUGGCCGCUAAGAAGGCCAGCGCCGAUGCACUGCUGCAUUUGAACGAGGUGAUGUGGGAUGCGCGAUAG